CAAGUCACAUGGCAGACCGGGCUACGGGGAGCGCCGCGACCACUGGCGCAGAGUUCCCCAAUGGGGAAAUAUCUCAUCCCGCACACAUGGCCUCCAGCUCGGUCUGGCCACCUCGAUGUUCACCCUCGGUCAAUCCAUACCUGCAUAUUUCCUCACCCUUUGCUGGAUGAGCCUCUUUGCGUAACUAGUUCUUAAUUUUCAUUCAUCUCCGAGCCCUCCCCGGGCCACUCAUCCGGACCCGCCUCCCGCCAUUUGACACCUCCGCCAUGGCUGCGCAGUCACUGAGCUCGUUGUUGCAACGGGCAUCCAUUGACGACCACGAGGAAGUUCUCCAGUCCUCCAACGCCGCCUUGGCCAAGUCCAAGUCCGACCUCCAUGCCCAGCACGCUAAGGCGGUUGCCUUGCUGAAGCUCGACCGCUACGAUGACUGCCUGCGAGUGUUCGAAGAAGGCGGAGAUGGCUUGAAGAAGAGAGCGGCGCUGGAAUAUGCUUACGCACUGUACAAAUGUGGUCAGCUGGAACCGGCAAUUGAGGUGGUAUCCGGCUUGGCUGGUGAGAGAGGUGCACUUCAUCUGGAAGCUCAGGCUAGCUAUCGUUCAGAGAAGUUCCGUCGCGCAGCCGAGAUCUACGAACAACUGUCAAAAGGCGAGACGUCCUUGCACAACGAAGAGAACGAUUUGCGCAUCAACUCGUGGGCCACGGAUGCACAGCUACAGUGGAAGGGAUACCCCGAGUUCGUCCGCCACAACAGGCCGACGCGGGAUGAUCUGGAGGCGUUUGAGACAGUGUACAAUGCGGCUUGCUUGAGCAUUGCCAAGGGAGAGUUCCAACAGGGAGAAGUGCUGCUGAAGCGGGCAAAAGAGCUCUGCCGGACGUCGGAGGACCUCACACCCGAAGAUAGAGCUGCGGAGCUCUUACCGAUCGCUGUGCAGCAGUUGUAUGUUUUGCUCCGCCAAGGCAAGUCGGAGGAGGCUCAGUCUGUUCUGGAGGAAAUUUCCGUUGGAGAUAUCCCCGAGCUCUCGACGAGAAAGAUCGCGCAAACCAACAUCACCCUUGCUCGCGGCGCCACCACCAACCCUUUCGCUCUAUACAAGGCCCUACACGAGACCCCCGAUUCUGCUGACAACGACAAGCUCUUCGAGUACCAAGAUAAUAUCGCGACGGGGAACUCGCACUCGGCAGAUCUUCUCGUUCGAAAAUACGAUGGCAUCAUCCGCUCCACAUCCAAGGCUCUUGCUCAAGCUGCCUACCCCUCGACGGAACCCCGUGUCAACCUGCUAUCAGUCUACAACGCUGCGGCUCACGCGCGCGGGGAAACGGGCACGAAGGCCUUGAAGUCGAUACUGGCUGCGCUCGACAACCGGCCCAAGGACCUUGGCUUGGCCCUCACGGCCGUCCAGCUCUACGUGAGUGCCGGCAACACGACGUCCGCAAUCACCACGCUGGAACGAAGCCUCGAGUUGCUCGAUGAGUCCAUCUCCGAACAAGACAAGGAAGUCCGCUUCAACCCCGGUCUAUUGAGCAUUUUGGUUUCUCUGUACAAACUUGAAGGCCGCAAAGUCCAGAUCAGAGGCGAACUCGCCAAGGCCGCGACAUACUGGCAGAGCCAGGCUGAGCCCCCAGCCUCAUUGCUCCGUGCCGCGGGUGCAUCCUUGUUGCAUUCCUCCGAUCGCUCGGACCUGGUCACGGCCGGCGACCUCUUCAAAUCCCUCUAUCAGAAAGACACGAAUGAUCAGUUUGCCGUUGCCGGCUACGUCGCUUCCCAGGCGACGCUCGAUUACUCCAAGGUCCAAGCCCAGGUGGACAGUCUCCCAUCCGUCGCGGACCUGAUCUCUGGCGUCAACGUCGCCUCCCUCGAAUCCGCCGGCAUCUCCCCGUCCUCCUCAGCCAAUGCUGCCGCCGCAGCGGCCAUGGCCGGUGCCCGGAAACGCCGCGCCAACAAAGAUAACCGUGUCACCAAGCGCGUUCGCAAGUCGCGUCUGCCUAAGGACUACGAUCCCAGCAAGACUGCCGACCCAGAACGCUGGCUUCCUCUCCGCGACCGCUCCAGCUACCGCCCCAAGGGCCGGAAGGGCAAGCAGCGCGCCGCCGAGCGGACACAGGGUGGUGUGGUGCAUGAGAAGGCCGAGGAAUCGGCCGCUGUGCCCAGCCAACCGCAAAAGUCUCAAGGCGGGGGAGGAGCCAGCUCGAAGAAAAAGAAGAAGGGGAAGCGGUAGAUGCAUACUCUUAGCUAUAGCAUUAUAGCUGUCAUUUCUCCAUUCAUGAGACACGUCUUGCAUUUGCUAGCAGGAUAUACCACCCCAGUUUGUUGUUGCACAAAGCAUGUAGAAAUUUCAUUCAAUGUCGGGCUAAUCUGAUGCGAUGAAUGAACGGCCUCCUUGGAAGCAAUCUGGUCAUAAAUAAUAACUGAUGAGACCGUCACCUAACUGGCCCUGUGCUGUGCUGUGCUGUCCUGUUCCAUUACCCUCCGAUCAUGAAAAUAGCAAUAAAGCCAGCCAUAACUCCAUAAGCAACCAUCCCAGCGAAGAACCACCGUGAAUCACCUAACCCAACGGAGUCCGAAUAGUCCCACACUGCCGAUCAUACUGCUCAAAGAUGGUCUGAAACAGCUUCAGAUCCUGCAUGGCAUCCCGCGCCGUCGUUCUCACCUGCACCUUCCCCUCCGUAGUCAAAUACUUAUGCAACGUCUUCAACUCCUCC
This is a messenger RNA of Aspergillus ibericus CBS 121593, 2700 nucleotides long. RefSeq names its product signal recognition particle subunit SRP72. Bases 267 to 2216 code for a protein of 649 amino acids. The record is from RefSeq and is a predicted model, not a curated record. Gene Ontology annotation, molecular function: ribosome binding; 7S RNA binding; protein binding. The transcript has 4 exons. Gene Ontology annotation, biological process: SRP-dependent cotranslational protein targeting to membrane. Lineage: Eukaryota; Fungi; Ascomycota; Eurotiomycetes; Eurotiales; Aspergillaceae. Gene Ontology annotation, cellular component: signal recognition particle, endoplasmic reticulum targeting.